Messenger RNA from Nycticebus coucang (slow loris), 865 nucleotides. RefSeq names its product family with sequence similarity 163 member B (gene FAM163B). The transcript has 3 exons. Lineage: Eukaryota; Metazoa; Chordata; Mammalia; Primates; Lorisidae. The coding region runs from base 343 to 852 and encodes 169 amino acids. The record is from RefSeq and is a predicted model, not a curated record.
GCGCGUCCUGCGCCCGGGACUGGGCUGGAGCCGCGCGCCCGCUCGCAGGAGCCAGGCGAGGCGUCAGGAGCGGCGGCCGCAGAGCAGAGCUGGCAAAGGCUCCCGCCUGGGCACGCAGUCGCCUCCCCGGGGGUCUCCGGGGGCCUCUCGGUGCCCGCCUCGCCCUCCUGGCCCCAGCAGGCGCCACAGACCUGGCCUCGGCAUAAGCGGCUGCUACUAGCUGCGUGCGCCCUGCCCAGGACGGACGCCCGGACGCCCGCCCCGUCACGUGCGCCCAAGUCCGCCGCCGGCCAGGACAGCACCGUUCCUAUGGUUCAAGGCGGUUGAUGGAGAAGGGGGCGGAUGACAGCCGGGACGGUGGUGAUCACCGGGGGCAUCUUGGCGACUGUGAUCCUGCUCUGCAUCAUCGCGGUCCUGUGCUACUGCCGGCUCCAGUACUACUGCUGCAAGAAGGACGGGUCGGAGGAGGACGAGGAGGAGCCGGACUUCGAGGUACACUCACACCUGCCGCCGCUGCACUCCAACCGCAACCUGGUACUGACCAACGGCCCCGCGCUCUACCCGGCCGCCUCCACCUCCUUCAGCCAGCGGUCCCCACAGGCCCGUGCCCUCUGCCGCAGCUGCUCCCAGCGAGAGCCACCCGCCUUGUUCUUGCAAGAGCCAGAGGAGGAAGAGGACGACGACGACGACGUGCUCAACGGCGGCGAGCGCGUGGUCUACAAGAGCCUCAGCCAGGAGGACGUGGGGCUGUCCCCUGGGGGCUUCGGGGGCCUGCAGGCGCUCAACCCCAACCGCCUGUCAGCCAUGCGGGAGGCCUUCUCCCGGAGCCGCAGCAUCAGCACCGACGUGUGACCUGCGCCCGCCA